Octodon degus (degu) is the source of this 2076-nucleotide messenger RNA. RefSeq names its product zinc finger protein 470 (gene Znf470). The coding region runs from base 198 to 1871 and encodes 557 amino acids. Lineage: Eukaryota; Metazoa; Chordata; Mammalia; Rodentia; Octodontidae. Gene Ontology annotation, biological process: regulation of DNA-templated transcription. The record is from RefSeq and is a predicted model, not a curated record. The transcript is spliced from 8 exons.
AGGGGCUGUGUCCUGGGGAGGGACUAACCAGGCCUUCUCCAGCCCACUUCCGCCUCUUGCCUAUCCGCGGAGUACUCGGCGCCAGAACAGGACUCCUGGUGCUGUGUUGCUCUUGAGCAUUUCGUUUUUCCUUGUCAGAUUUUAUCUUGAGAGGAGACUUGAGAGCUCUGUGCUCUCAGGAUAGCAUUCUUCUCCACAUGAAGAGAAAGGAAGAGGUGGAACUGACAGGGAUUGAGCUGGUUAAAGCCAUGUCUCUGGGUUCAGUGACUUUCACAGAUGUGGCCAUAGACUUCUCCCAGGAUGAAUGGGAAUGGCUGAAUCUUGCUCAGAGAAGUUUGUAUAGAAACGUGAUGUUGGAGAACUAUAGGAGCUUGGCCUCAGUAGGUCUUUGUAUUUCUAAACCAGACAUGAUUUCGUUUUUGGAGCAAGAGAAGGAUCCCUGGGUAGUACCAGGAGAGAUGUCAGGAAGUCCAUGCACAGACCUGGAGUAUAUGUGGUCGUCCAAGGAAUUCUCUUUGAACCAGGACAUUUAUGAAGAAGAUUUAUCUGAGGAAGGACCUAUAAGCUGUGACCUUGAAAGUUUCACAUUCAAGGAAAACUGGGAAUGUGAGGACUUGUUGGCGAGUGAACCAGUGAAUCAGAAGACACACUUGAAGCGAGAGAUGAUCCCUCACGUAGAUAACCUUAAUGAGAAAACAGACUAUUCUGUCAAAUCUGGGACAGAUUUUCAUCUCAGUACAUUAUCUUAUAUAAAACAGAUUUUUCCCAUGAAAGAGAGAAUAUAUAAUUUUGAUACAGAUAUGAAAACACAUUCAGUUGUGAGAAAAUGCAAGCAAGUUUAUGGAAAAAAGAAACUUUUAAAAUGUAGUGACUGUGAGAAAACGUUCAACAAAAUCUCAGCCCUUACUCUUCAUCAAAGAAUUCACACUGGGGAGAAACCCUUUGGAUGUGUUGACUGUGGGAAGGCCUUCAUCCAGAACGCUCAUCUCAUGCAACAUCGGAGGAUACACACGGGAGAAAAACCCUUUGGAUGUAAGGCAUGUGGAAAGGCCUUCAGCCAGAGCGCUCAUCUCGUUCAACACCAGAGAGUUCACACUGGGGAAAAGCCUUAUCGGUGCAAGCAGUGUGAUAAAGCCUUCAAGCAGCUUACACACCUUGCUCAACAUCAGAGAGUUCACACUGGAGAGAAACCCUAUGAAUGCGGUGAGUGUGGGAAGGCUUUUAGCAACUGCUCAUCCCUAGCUCAUCAUCGUAGGAUCCACACUGGGACAAGACCCUAUGAAUGUAUCGACUGUAGAAAAGCUUUCAGACAGAAUGCUGCCCUCACACGUCAUCGGCGAUACUGUCAUACUGGAGAGAAACCUUUUGAUUGCGUUGACUGUGGGAAAGCUUUUAUUGACCACAUAGGACUUAUCCAGCAUAAGCGAAUUCACACUGGAGAGAAACCUUACAAAUGUAGUAUGUGUGAGAAGGCUUUUAGCCGUGGCUCCUCCUUGAUUGUGCAUCAGAGAAUUCAUACAGGAGAGAAGCCUUACGGGUGUAAUAUUUGUAAGAAAGCCUUUAGUCACCGUGGCUCACUUACUCUUCAUCAAAGAGUUCAUACUGGAGAGAAACCCUAUGAAUGUAAGGAAUGUGGGAAAGCUUUUCGGCAAAGAACACACCUUGCUCAUCAUCACAGAAUUCACACAGGAGAGAGGCCUUAUGAAUGUAAGGAAUGCAGCAAAACCUUCAGUCAGAGUGCACACCUUGUGCAGCACCGGAAAGUACACAGUGGAGAGAAACCUUAUGAGUGCCAGGAAUGUGGUAAGACUUUCAGCCAGGUUGCACACCUUGCUCGGCACCGGAGAGCGCAUAGUGGCAAAAAGCCUUGAGUGUAUUGAGUGGGGGAAGGCCUUUAGUGGCGACUCAUGCCUUGUUCAACAUCAGAGACUCCCCACUGGCAAAGACCAUGUGUCUUGAAUGCAAGAAGGCAUUCAGACAGAGGGCAUCCCUGAUUUGUCAUCAGAGGUGUCAUAGUGACUGGCUGGCUGCAGUUGAAAUGAAGGAGUCGGAUGAGAAGGAUGGUGUGCCGGAUGG